AUGUUUCCUUUCCUCUACGACCAGCCAAGAGCUGCCAUGAUCUCCAUGCUUGAACGUGCUGCGUCAGCACUGUUUGAUCAACAACAACAAACCAAUUCCCUACCCGAUCCCACACAAACUCAGUUACCUUCCUCUCACCAAACCAACAACGCGAACAACAAUGUCUCCACAUCCAACCGAGUCAAUAAUCGGACUUUGAUGAAUAACUUUCUCAAUAACGGCAUCAUCAACACGUCCACUGCUUCUAACCAGUCUACUACGAUUAUCGACCAGACCAAGGCUCCAAUUUCGAAAGAGCGCAUGUUAAGCAUGACCUCUGAGGAAUUGCGCUGCCUUGCCGAGAAGAACUCCACCGCUGGAAUCAAUAAGGACCAGAUGGACAAGCUGAUCGCUUUCCACGAAAGUCAACAGCAUGCGCUUGCCAUGAUGGCCCUCGAAAUUGGGGUAUCUGUUUCAGCUAUUGAAGCAACUUGGGGUAAGUGUAUCGCAGUCCGAAUGGCCACAGCAUGGAACCGAUUCUUGCAGAGCGACAAGGCUAAGCAGCUAUUUAAAAUACAUGGAGGUGUAGCAAACGGUCAGGCCAUGAGCGAGCUUUCGAGGAUGUGGAAACACAUGUCACCCGAGGCGAAGGCAACAUUCAAGGCUCCAUUGCCCGAUGUGGACCUUGACUUUGGCGACAAAAUUGUUAGCAACAAGAGAGCACGUCAAAUCGUUCAGCCUCGAACAGUCCUCAAGGCUAAUCCGACCUCCUUGCAAAAAUCAGAAAAGCAAGUUCAAACGUUCUUGACUAACAUUAUUGCCCAGCAUGUGGCUGCACACAACUUUCAGCACCGGGUUGCUACUCCAGGAGCGCACCUGGCUGUUGAGCUGAUCACUGAGACGGCUGGAACUGAGGAGUUUGCUUCUCUAGUUCAAAGCUACAUUACGGGUAACUCUACUGAGGCGCUUGAAGCCAAACGACAAUGCAAAGGAAACAACGCAAAAUCCAUCAAGAAGGAAGUGUUUUCCAGGUUGGGACGCCUACUAGCUGAACACACCAACACCGCUUUAAGCAACUGGCCUUGGUCGAAUUGCGACUCUACUCUUGCAGCUUUUGGACUUUGGGUCGCUUUGACCAGACCUGAAAGCAAGUUGAAUAUCAACGUUCUCAAAACACCUCCAGCCAAACUCAGUGGACCAGACAGCCGAUUGAUAAUGUUUGAGCUUGACCAAGGGGGUAUUGGUUCCCUACCAAUUGAAGGUACCGAGGAUGACAUUACCUUAGAAUCUGACUGA
Molecule: messenger RNA, 1275 nt
Organism: Melampsora larici-populina 98AG31
Lineage: Eukaryota; Fungi; Basidiomycota; Pucciniomycetes; Pucciniales; Melampsoraceae
Exons: 6
Coding region: 1-1275 (424 amino acids)
Source: RefSeq, a predicted model, not a curated record